GCAAGGCCUGAUUAUCUGACCCUAUUUGACCUUUCACCUCACUUGGUGGAAACGCAACAGUUCAGGGCCACUUCCUUUGCUCGUCUUGUUUUGCAGGUAAAAACCAAUUUUACAGCGUUCAUUCGUCAUUUUUACGGUCAUUACAGCAAGGUCUUCACUCAGAGACUCUAAAGACUGCAGUGAUGGCUGUCGACUGCAAGGGGGUGCUCUUGCUCCUUCUCUUCACUGCUGCAUUGUGUGAUGGUUCCUCAUCUUCCAAGAACACUCAGGAUCAACCUCCACACAUCAUCCUCAUUGUUGCUGAUGAUUUGGGUUGGAACGAUGUGAGUUUCCACGGCUCGGACCAGAUCCCCACGCCAAACCUGGACAGUCUGGCGUACAGCGGGGUGAUCCUGGGGAACUACUACGUGUCUCCCAUCUGCACACCGACCCGCAGCGCCAUCAUGACAGGACGCCACCCCAUCCACACAGGCCUACAGCAUUUCGUGAUAGUAAGUGCGCAACCCUACGGACUGGCACUGAAUGAAACGAUCCUACCACAGUACCUGAAACAACUGGGUUAUACCACUCGCAUGGUGGGGAAGUGGCAUCUGGGUAUGUACGCAUGGGACUAUACCCCGACCUAUCGUGGGUUUGAUUCGUUUUUUGGCUACUACACCGGGGCGGAGGGCUAUGUGGACCAUGUCAACGGGAUUCAUGCCUCGUGGCACCUUGGCCACCAUGCUUGGGAGUUCACGCCAACCUUCCGCGGGUUUGACUCCUACUUUGGGUACCUGACGGGGAAGGACAACUAUUAUGAUCAUACAGACGAUGAGAGUAACUCACCAGAAGAGCUGGGGUAUAAGGGACUAGACUUGCGGAACGGCACGGAGCCGGUUUGGACGGAAAACGGGACGUACAGCACGGAACUCUUCUCCACAGAGGCAGAGAGGAUCAUCGCUAGCCACGACACUUCCAAGCCCCUGUUCCUGUACUUGCCCCAUCAAGCGGUGCAUUCAGGGAACCCUGACAACCCCUUGCAGGCCCCCCAGAAGUACAUUGAUAAGUUUCCCCACAUACAACACCCCGGGAGGAGGACAUUUGCUGCUAUGGUCUCGGCACUGGACGAUGCAGUAGGUAACGUGACCAAAGCUCUGUCUGCACGCGGGAUGCUGGAAAACUCCGUCAUCAUCUUCACGACCGACAACGGGGGCCCUGCCGCCGGCUUCGACCAGAACUACGCCAGCAACUGGCCCCUCAGGGGGGUGAAGAACACGCUGUGGGAGGGGGGCGUCCACGGCACCGGGUUUGUCCACAGCCCCCUCAUCAAACAACCCAAGAGGACGACCCACGAGCUUCUCCACGUUUGUGACCUCCUGCCUACGAUUUACGAGCUCGCUGGCGGAGACUCGACCGAGUUGAAGAAUCUUGACGGCACGAAUGUCUGGGAGACGAUUUCGCGUGGGGUACAGUCGCCACGCGUAGAAGUGCUUCACAACAUCGAUCCGAAAAGGAAAACAGCAGCCCUACGAUACGGAGACUACAAGAUAAUCCUCGGCGAAGCCUACAAAGGAGCGUGGGAUGGAUGGUACCCUCCGGAAGGCGUGACGACCAACCACAGCGAAGAAGCAAAUCACGUCCCACGCUGGUCUGGACCCUUGAAGAUCAAGUGCGCUGAGAAACCUGCCAACGUGUCAACCAACUGCAAACCGCGGGACAACCCUUGUGUCUUCAACAUCAAGGAGGAUCCUUGCGAGUUCAACAACAUCGCAGACUGGAACAAGCCGCUGGUAAACUUCCUCAUGGGAAGGCUCGAGGCUUACAGCGAGACAGCGGUGCCGAUGAGAAAUCAGCCUACGGAUCCCCGAGGGAACCCAAAGUACCACGGUGGUGUGUGGAGCCCCUGGAUCAACCUUACAGACACCAGUGUGUCCACCAAUGAAUUGUUUGGUCAGUAAGUUCCUGUACCAGAUGGUGCAUAGGGCAGUGACAGUCUUAGUUUCAAUAGCCCUAGGGCCACUCAGCAUUGUGCAAUCAUUACAACAGGGAGCUGGUCCACUGGUGGUGGUGUAUGUGUUACUGGUAAACUAAAACUGCCAUUGUUACUAAUGCUGAGUGCUGAGCAGGGAAUGCAGUAUGUACAUUUUUUGUACCAUUGGGCUUUUGGUAUACAUGUAUUUUCAAAAAUGGCACAGGGAUUAAAAUGUAGGGCUGAUGUCAACUAGGAUUUUUACCAAAUGUAGACUGUAGGUGGCCAUACAAGAUUUCUUUAGAUAUUUAGGAUCUCUUUGAAUUUCAAAUUCGAUAAAGUUGAAUGUCAUUAUAAUCAUGAAGAGAAAUUUGGAGAAGAGUAAAGAUAUCAUUAUAUAGUGUCAUAUGGUGAAAGUACAGCCUAUCUCAAGCAAUCAGGUGUAG
This is a messenger RNA of Branchiostoma floridae (Florida lancelet), 2394 nucleotides long. Its product is annotated as arylsulfatase B-like. The record is from RefSeq and is a predicted model, not a curated record. Lineage: Eukaryota; Metazoa; Chordata; Leptocardii; Amphioxiformes; Branchiostomatidae. The transcript is spliced from 9 exons. The coding region runs from base 183 to 1937 and encodes 584 amino acids.